GUCGUGACCAAUAGUCAUGGCCAAUUGAGGUGGCCAGGAAUGCUGGCCAACUGCUACAAUGGCAAUGACUUCAGCUCAAGACACGCUCACGCUUACAGAUUACUAACAAGGAUAUCUAGAAACUAUGCCACUUUGCGUGACAUUGAGACCCGUUUGAAAUCUAUCAAGAACAUUGAGAAGAUCACCAACACCAUGAAGAUUGUCGCUUCCACCAGAUUGGGUAAGGCCGAGCGUGCUAAGAACAGUGCUAGAAUCUACGGUGCUGCUGACCAAGAGGUUUACACCCAUGCUGAGACCGCCCCAGUUGCUUCUGAGGACUCUGAAGCUAACACCCUCUUGAUUGUCUGCUCCUCCGACAAGGGUUUGUGUGGUUCCAUCCACUCCCAGAUUGCAAAGGCUGCUAGAGCCAGAAUCAGUGAGUUGGACGGUAAAGUCGACAUUGUUGCCAUUGGUGAUAAGACCAGAACCCAAUUGACCAGAACCCACGGUGACAAGCUCAUCUUGGCCUUCAACGGUAUUGGUAAGGAGACCCCAACCUUUGGUGACUCUGCACUCAUUGCCGACGAGAUCUACCAAUUGGGUAAGAAGUACACCAACAUUGAGAUCUUCUACAACAAGUUUGUCUCUGGUGUCUCCUUCGAGCCAACAAAGACCCCAUUGUUUGACGCUGGCUCCAUCGAACAAUCCCCAGCGCUCUCACAGUACGAAGUGGACCAAGACGCUAACGUCCCAGAGACCUUGAGUGAGUUCUCCCUUGCCAACGGUAUCUACGCUGCUCUUGCUGAUGGUUACGCCUCCGAGGUGUCUGCCAGAAGAAACGCCAUGGAUAACGCUUCCAACAACGCUGGUGACAUGAUCAGCAAGUACUCCAUCUUGUACAACAGAACCAGACAAGCUGUCAUCACCAACGAACUUGUUGAUAUCAUCACUGGUGCUUCUUCUUUGGAUUAAACAAAUGAGGUGUAGAACGCAUUAUAUUCUCUCUUUAUACUAUAAAACUAAAAUGACAACACGAUUUUAAAACACUUGAAAGCAAGAGAGGCUCAAUCACCAUACGGAGUCGUUGAUGUGUAUGUAAUUCCAAUUGUUGAGGAUGUUGUGUAUUCUCAUGGGAUUCUAAACGGU
Molecule: messenger RNA, 1125 nt
Organism: Williopsis jadinii
Lineage: Eukaryota; Fungi; Ascomycota; Saccharomycetes; Phaffomycetales; Wickerhamomycetaceae
Gene: ATP3
Product: F1F0 ATP synthase subunit gamma
Exons: 1
Coding region: 40-951 (303 amino acids)
Biological process (GO): proton motive force-driven ATP synthesis
Molecular function (GO): proton-transporting ATP synthase activity, rotational mechanism
Source: RefSeq, a predicted model, not a curated record